AUGCUAAGCAUACAAACAUGCCAAAGCAGCAAUCGAGUGGAUUUCCUACUGCGGGGGAAAUUCGUCAAGGGCAGCAAAAAGGACUUUCUCCUGGCCGUAAAGGACUCCUACCUGGAGCUUCUCACUGGGGACUUCAAGGAAACGAUCUGUGUCCAAAACACGUUCCUCAAGAUCAUCCAUGUUCAGAUCCAGGAGGGGAAGCAACAAGACCAGUUCCUCGUCGCAGAUGAAAAAUUAAACUUCCGAAUCCUAAAAUUUGACGGAAGCUUCGUGGAGACAUGCUUCCUUGGAAAUUUCAGAUCAUGCAAACUGAAAAAAUAUGUAGAGUAUUCAACCUUAAAAGGAAGGGAGAAAAAAAAUGAGUUUUUCCAGGAGUAUUCCAAGCACAUCCACGUGUGCAAAUUAAAAAAAGUAUUUCUAGUGUCAAUAGAAAAUGUUAUUUUUUUUGUAACAGUGAAGGAAUCUAAUUGGAUUCACAAAAAGUUAAGUAACUAUUGUCGUAAUUACGACUUUAGAAUAAAAUACAUUUCGAAGCAGAGGAACGUUAAUAUCAUUUACGACCCUAUGCAGCUGAGGCAUUAUAUCAUUCACAGGAACAGAAAUGGAAGGAAAAGGUUUAAAUACAUUUCGUCUUCCUUUUCGCGGGACUGCAAGGCGCAUGUCUACUCGAUAUGUGUGUGUUGUCCGAAGGCAGCACCGGCCCAGGGUAGCGGCAAACGAGCUGCUGUUCGAAGCGAACGUGCAACGGGGGGUGCCCCCACUGACGGAUGCCAACGGAAGAAGCGCCCCCUGGGAAGCAGAAGCAAGUGCCCCAUUAAGGUGAACAAAAUACGCAUAGAAAAAUGUCCAAAGAAAGAAUCAUCUUUCAUUCGCUUUAGAAAAAACGUUUCCUUUGUAACGCUCUUGGAGUGCACGACGGAGGGGUACUCAAAUGUGCAGUGUGGUCCAUCCUAUGCCGAGCAGCAUAGCAUCAGCAGCUUAAAUGGUAUGCGUUCUCAGAGCUUAUUUGGAGAAGGGGGUGCGUUUGUGGGGAAUGCCCCUAAUGGGGAGUUAUUUGGAAAUCUGCGGGGACUGAGCAUGUUGGUAAAAUCAAGCUGUGUUACUUCUCCCCCCCAAGGGAGCACGUCUGAUGAAACGAAUGAAGCGAUCGAAAGGGGAAUGACUUCCCCUCUUGGGGAUGAAAGAGUUGCUCCAACGCACCAUACAUUUCAUCCCCACGAUGAAGAGCAACCAUGCAGUGAACUCCACAUCAGGAGACAACACUCCUCCAAUGAAGAUGUGCCAAUGAAGAACUACUACUACAAUGAAUUUGCCAACUGCACAAAUUUAAAAAUAUGUUUUAUUAUAAACUUUAUACAAAGCAGAAGCAGACACGCUUAUUUUGUGAGACACAUUUUAUUUCUCCUCGAUAGGGAAGAGAGCGCAAUGAUAAAACUAAUGAAGCAUUUGUGGAGGACAAAAAUGUUUGAAUCAAACGAUUGGGAUGUUCUUAACAAGUACGGAAAGGACAUCCCAGGUGAUGAAAUAUUCAUGAGUCAUAACAACUAUUUACUUCACCCAUCUCUUAAAUGGAAGCAGCUUUAUGGUCAUACAAAAAAGUUGAAGGGCGGAAAAACCGAAAGGCACAGUUUUGAGGCAUGUCCACUGUGUCAGUACCAUAUUGAGAAAAUGAAGUUUCUCCAAGGGGACCCCGUAUUUGAGCACAUAUUUGAGAGAGAUUUCUUCUGUCGGCAUGGAGGGUUUUGUAAUGGACAGGAGGAGGUCACCAGUAGUACUAACGAUGCGCUUAAUGCAGGUGAUGUGAGGCGAGUGACGGCACUGCUGUUUGGCCUCUCUAUCAGGUUGAAACUCCUCCUUGUCUACUUUUCCCUUUUCUUCUACUCCAGCAGCAAAACGUUGAGUGACUCCUCCUGCACCAUCCUGUUGAGGAGGAAAAAUGGGAAACCUUCAAUUAUGCACGAGUUAGCCAUGCACAUUUACCUUUUGAAUCUUUUCCUUGUUCAUAUUAUUAACUACGCCUGUGGCGAUUUGGAGGGAAACUCUUCAUCCAAUGCUGUAGUGGGCAAAUUGGCAAAGGGUAGGAUUGCGACCGAGGCAGAUCCCCUCUCUAGUGCGCAUGCCCACCGCGAUAAGUGUGAUGUAACGAAUAUGAAGGAAGGACCCAACGGAGAUAAAAUAACAAAUAAGAUGUUACUCUCCAUGUGCCAAACAUUUAAUCGUCUCAUUGGAGAAUACAUAAUUGAUUCACCACCACGUAGCAAUGCAGGAAUGGAAACAGGUGUGGCAACUCCUCGUAGCCACAUGGUGGAGACAACGGAGGGAGAAACCACAAGUGAAAUUUCUACACGCCAUUGCGAAGUUGUAAAAAGGCUCAUAAUUGAAAUACAGAAUCUACAACUUAUAUCUGUCACCUGUUUGAAGGAAUUCAAUUUUGAUUACGGAAAAGUGAGGGAUAAAUUGAUUCGUGCGAAGGAGAAGCUAGAGAGGAGGUGCACCCAUGAACACAGAAUCGAGCGCAAGACACACAUCAUAUUAAUAACUACGAACGACCAUGGACAGGCUAACAUUAUAUUUUUUAAAAAUAGAAGAAAGAGAAAAAAUACCACUGUUAAUAAUAUUUUAAUACCCAUGGGCAAAUUAUAUCUCCCCAUGGAAGUUGAAAAAGUGGAAAGGGUAAUGAACAGCUCCUCUUUCGUUUUAUUUGCCAAGAAGGGGAUGGUUUUGUUUUUUCAUUUUUCCACAGCGUACGGAGCGAGCCUUAGUCUGGUGAAUUAUCGCCUCGCUCUCAACAGCGACGUUUUCGUUGUAGACAAAAUGAGAUUCGUGAGAAUUGUUAAAAGGGAUGGCGUAUAUGAGGAAAUUCAGAGUCACAUUUUGUGUCCUGAUUAUUUUGUUAAAUGCAUCAGUUUGAAGUGCCUCCGGAACUUCCCCCCGCGCUUGUGGCCGAGUGUCGCCGUUGGAGGGUGGCGCACGGAAAAGCACAUGGGUAGGGGAGCAGAGGGAGAGGGAAAUCGGGACAGACACUUAGAAAGGAUUCCCCUUUUGAAACCGCGCAGCGAAUGGAGUGAACAAACGGAAGACUCGCUCCCCCCAAGAAGACACAACUACAUAAACAGCGCAACUCAAUUUCACUCACUGCGCAGUGUCCCCUAUAUUGACACCUUUUACACGUACGCCUUUGUGUACCACUAUGACUUUAAGGUUUUCCAAUAUAUGUGUGCCAGUGGAUCGGGCGCUGCCCGCAUGAAUAAUUGCAUUUGCGCAGAUAUGAACACCGCGAUUACCAUAGUUGGGGAGGUGUCCACUGUGAAAGGAAGCUCUACGUAUGGCAGGAGUGACCGUGUUAAUGCGCGGCUCUCGCGCGGGAAAACAGAGCCAUCACUACAGCUGCAACCACCGAGAGGUGUAAGCUCGCCGAGUGUGCACCCCACCCCCGUCUCGCUUCAAAUCAGCAAAAGCACAUUCAACGAAAUAUACAAGAGAAGGAAGAACGCCUUUUUCACCAACCCCCAGGGGGAUGAUCCAAAUGAGAGGAUCGCAACAAGUAGCGGAGCAGCAACCCGUAGGGGAAGAGAAACCGAGGAGAGGAGGGAUACUAUCCCGCCAAAAAAGAUGCACAAAAGGAAAACAGAAUCAUCCCGCUGCUACCUUAACAACGAAAACGAUGCAGACAGUAUUGGGAAGGUAAAAUGGGACGAAAAAAAUCCUGCUCCAGAGGAGGAUGAUGCCUUAUCGAAUGCUCUCAUUGUGUCAUUAGGAAGCAACUAUCCUAGGAAGAUCCAUCCUGCGGGGAACCCCUUCGUUAAAAGGUAUCUCUCAGUUGAUCUCCGAGAGAAGAAAAUGUGUGUCAUUAUUUUGCUAUUCGAUAUGGUACAAUGUCAAAUGUUCAUAAAAAGAACUUUAUUCGGAAGAGGGAGCCCAUCUACGCAAGGACAGGAGAGUAACCACUUUAAGAAUAUAAUUGCAUCGUCAAAAGGGAUGUGGUGUAUAAGCUCCGUGGGGAAUACCUCUGUGUCUCCGUCCAAACCGAGUGUCACGAUGGAUGAAAGCACAAGCUUUGUCCUUUCUCUAAGUGAAGAACAGGCGGACCAACUGUUCAUAAUAAAGUCGUGCGUUUAUCGUGUUUCACAUCAGCAGCAGAUUAAGUAUAUUUUUAAAAAUGUACAGAAGCCAUACUACACUUAUGAGAGGAUCAAAUCGGUGAAGGAUUACAAGUACAAGGAAAAGGCGGUCGUUAGUCAUUUGCAAAAUAUGCAGAGCAGGUCCAGCCUUACGGAUGAAUUGAAAAAGAUUGCCAAUGUGUGCAAAGGCACGGCACAGAUGAGGGGAAAUGAGUCUGCGCUGCGGAGAGACAAGUCUCCACUUCGGGCAGACAUGGAGGAGGACCACCACAUAUUGAGUGUGAAGAGGUUGAAAAAAAAAAUGUCAGAUGCGUUACUUAUCCUGGACAAGCAUAGAGACCUGCACAAGUUGACCCUCGGCUACAAGGUGCUCCUGGCGAGGAGCAAUCAAACCAUUGUUCCCCUCGAGAAUCACACCAGCACUCACACCUUCAUGAUACGCUUCAACAACCAACUGAGCAUUCUCUGCAUGACGAGCUACUUGAAGACCUCCUAUUUCUACGUCCGAUGCAAGGGAGACCUAUUCGGGGCCUUCCAAAAUGCUCUCUCUCUUCUGAGCGUGGAAAAAAAAAAGUCGCCCAUGGAAGCAAACACCUUUACCAUGCCAGGGAGGGCCUCCGCGAAGACUCAUUCGCAGGGGACAAACUGCCCUAAUAAAAGAAUGAAUCAACAAAACGACAUGAAGAAAAAAGAAACAUUUGAAAUGAUUCAAGAAGAACAAUUAGAAUCACUAAAUCUUACGAAAGAAAAAGUUAUAUAUGCAAAAUGUAUAGGUCAAAAUGGAGGAAGCAAUUUUUACGUCCUUGUGAUAAGUAAAAAUAGCAUCAUUAUAAAUGAUUAUUAUGUGGACCCUCUCAGUGGUACCCCUCUACAACUUGUGAAUGCAUCUUCGUGGGGUCUGACCUCCCCCACAGUGGUCCACUGCCAUUUUAAUAAGGGAAUCCUGGCCUUAUCAUACGUAACUGGAACCGUUGAUUUGUUUUACCUGGACGGUGUGAAUAGUGUGUGCUUGCUGAUCGAUCGUAUUAUGUGUAAGGAAAGAAUACACUCCAUUUAUAUUAUCGCCAAAGAAGACAAAAAAGGAGUUUCCUCCAACAAGCCUGUAAAUAAGUACAAGUACAUUUUGCUUUGCAUAGGAUUACAGAGGCGAUGCAGAGUGGUCACCUACUACGUCAGUCACAGUUGUGCGUCCCCCUUGAAUGAAGCAUCACCCUCGAUAAACUUCAUAGACGAUGUGCCCUCCCAAGAGAAGGCGAAAAAAAACAUAAAAACACAUGCGCGCAUUUUAAAGGGAAGAAGUGUUGAGAUGGAACGCCCCGGGGUGGAAAAUAUUCAACCGUGUCACCCUCUGCAUACAUUUGAGGGGAUAACGAAAUCGGUCAACCCUCCGCAGAAAAGCACACAGUUCGUGGUACACAUGUAUGAGUACACCGUAGACACCUUAAACGACCAUUGUACCAUCACUGGGAUGAUCCAAUUGAAUAAUUUUUUACUCCUCGGGACAAAUGAGGGAGUCGUUAAAGCGUAUGACAUUUUCCACUCAAGCAACGCCCCAACGAAUGACCUCUUUUUGCGUCACUGUCGAGUUUAUAAAAAACAGAAGACAGUGACAAACAUGUUUGAUGAGUUUUUACUUGGGAAUAAUUCUGUUUAUUUUGUGAAUCCGUUGAAAGGGCACGACGUGUGGGAACAGUCACCUCGGGUUGUCUACCAGAAGAGAUGCCGAGCUGUGGCCUUUUGCGAAAGCAACAUGUUCAUGUUUGUGUCGGAUAGGGUUAUGCAGGGGGGAACAACGGGAGUGAUGAAAUCGGCGGAAGGGGCAAGCAGGUGGCAGGGCGUCUUUGGUAGCGAUGAGCGUGACGAUGGGAGCGAUCUACGCAGCGAAGGCGGAGCGACCGAGUCCACGUCCGCGUCUGAGCCCGGGGGCUGCGCCCUCAAGCGAGGCCACAACUAUGUGGACGAAAUGAAAUCCAGGGUGCACGGCUACCUUGUCAACCUGCUGAACCUUGAAAAAGACAAAGUGUGCAACCUCUUGCGGGACACGAAAAUAGGAGAAGGCCGCAUGCCAAGCAGGAACAUUUUUGUUCUCCCCCUGCGGAUUUACAAAAAUGAAGCUGAUCCCGCCGCGGGGGGGUUAAGCUCAUCGGAUGUACCGAACCAAUCGAGCCAUUUGAUGGAAGCGUUCCAAACGGACGACCCGCCCAGUGAUGCUACAAUUAGGCGCUCAAAUGAACCCUGCGCAGACAGGCUUAAAGAAGCCAUGCCCUCUCACCCCACGAGCAGUACAAAUCGCGAACUCUUCACCACAAACAAAAAUCACGUGGACCACGCAUGGAUGAACCACAGAUUAAUAAAGGUCAAAGAUGAAAUGAGUGCAAAUAACAUUGUCUUAAUUAAAAACAAAGACAGGAAUUUCCCCUACCUCAUAAUUAUCAGCCUAAACCAAAAAAUGUACACUGGACUAAUUCAAAGGGACCAGCUCCUGUUCGAGAAGAGGAAGAAUUGUAAAGAGGAAGGUUCAAUUGAUAAGUUUGUAAAGGUUGAUAGUUCGUCUCCCCUUUGUGAUUAUUACACCAAGAAUUUUGUUCUCUACUCACAGGGCAGGUGUGGCCAGCGCUCCGAAGGGGGAGGAAAUAACGACCCUAUAAAGUUCACAACACGCCACUGCUGUGGUAAUGCAAGGAAACAGGAGCACCUCUCCGUCAAUUGUGCCAAUUGCGCGAGAUGCAAUAAAUGCGCGAAAUGUUCGACAUCAGAUGAGCCAAAUAAAACUAACCAAUUUGCCACACAAAAAAGAAACAAAGAAAGAGGAAUAGGCACCCACUGUGGAAGUAACAAUCUGUGCCUUAAAAUGAACAAGAACAUUAUUAACACCUUUGAAAGUAGCAGCCUGUCCGAUGUGUGCCUUAUCAACCUAGAUCGAAAAUACAUACUUACUGAGUUGUUCCUAAUUUGCUCGAGCACGGAGAAGGGGGAAAUUAUUGAGGCCAUUGAGGGGAGCGGCGACAGGAAGGAUGAAGGGAGGCACAGCUCAGGGAAGAUAUCAGGACAGAGCCCAGAAGCACCAUUUUCGGACCAUCUCGCACGACCCCCGCUUGAGUUGCCCCCGCGACGCUUCCCCGUGAAGCUUCUCACCAACCGCAUUGACUUGGAGGCAAAUACAAAUGAUAAUGCCGCCAACUCCUUUUCCAUAUACACCCAAUUAUACCUAAGGGACCAAAACCUCUUUGCUUGGAACAAGCAUAUCUUGUGUCUGCUGCGAAACCAGUGUGUCAACUUUGCGAACAGAUUCUACGCCUUUUUGUUCUACAACACUAUUAGCAGGACGCAUCAGCUGAACCCAUUUUUUCAAGAUAGGUGGGUAGCCAAAAAUAUAUCUUUUACCCGGGUAGGAAGUAGGGAGGUUGCUCUUGAUGACCUAACCGUUAGGAGUACCCCGCGAGGUAAGGACAAUUACGUUUUGCAGGACGAGGAGAAGAAGAGGGAACUGCUGCAUAACUGCGUCAACCGAAUUUGCACCAUAUUGGUGGCACUGAUUGGACAGAAAAAGCAGGCGGUGAUUAGCAAAAAUUUGUUUCUCGACCCGAGUCAUAAGAAGGGCAAAGGGAAGGGAGAAGCGAAUGGUAGGUACAAAGGUGAGGUGGGGGAAAACCACGAAGGGGAUUCGAGAGACAUUUGCACAGGCGACGCGAAGGGCAGUGGAACGAAGAAAAAAAAGGGCAGCGGGGAAAACUUCACUUGCACAAAAAAACAGCGCAAAUUGGGAAAAAACGAGACUGUCCAAAUGGAUCAAAAGGGCGGCCCAGUUUGUCCCUCCAAGUGCGUAGAUUACGGUAGUUCAUGUGGAAGCCCCCUAGCAGAAUCAACCGCAGAACAGAUCGACGUAACCCCGGACCCAGCCACGAACCUAGGCGAAUUUUUAAAAAACGUGGAAGAGAAGGAAGAGAAAUAUCUAAGCUACCUUCGACCCAUGGACCUAUCGGGGGAACUGUCUCCACAGGAAGGUAGCAGCGAGCAGCCUUCUCAAAAUCAAAGCACGGUGACAAGCAUGCUAUUUGUAAGCUUGUUCAAAGAGGUAGAAAACAUAUAUAAGAUGCGCCUACUGGGGGAAGUGCCUUCGAAGGGCAUCGAGGCGGACAAUGUUGGCACGAGCACAUCCUCGAACGCACGCGACUGCCACCUAACCUUCCUGGCCAUGCACCUCAAAGGGAGCAAGUACCACUUUAGCUCCGUGACAGAGUAUUACAAAAUAGUGUGCAAGAAGAACGCUAACAGUAAGGCCCCUAUCGGCACGGACUCCCCAGAGUACUCGGGAAACAGGGAUGACCGAGCAGUUGGGGAAGCAGGUUGGCGCGACGCACCCCGGACAGGCACCCGUGGAUGCAGGAACAAGACGCAUAAAAAGGAGUACACAAAGGUGAGGAGAAGAAGCAUUCACAAAAUGACCCACCAUAACCGACGAACAAGACAAAGAAAAGGGAAACUCAUUGUGUUAGCAUCUAGGAGAGCUGCCUCAUACCUCUUGAAGGAGCACAUGGCGCUCUUUGUGCUAUACCGCGCAUGCCUGAGGAUGGCAUGUUACUCCGUGAAACAACUUCCUCAAAGGGUGAAAACGAGAAAAGGAAAGAAGGAAACAAGAGAGAGUUUGAAAGAGGAAGAGAAGGACAGUUAUGACUGCCUCUUUGUAUUCCCCAACAACUUCAGCAAUCAGUAUAAGGAAAUCAUUCUGUGCAGAUUAAAGGACAAGGUCAACAGGAUGUUUAAUUUUAACGAGGGAGACCUUUUUCUUGUUCUGAAAAUUCAGAUGAAUUAUGUCUUCCUUGUGAAUUACCGCAGGGGAGUCUCCUUCUGGAUCAACAUCAAACAUGUGUAUAAAAAUAUGCUCGCUGUGCGGCUUGAGCAGAGACCCGCCAAGGGAGGGGCAUCUAACGGGGGGGAAAAGAACGAGGGGGAACCCCCGCACAAAGAUAAAACCGCGCUGGUAUUCAAAAAGACCAAGGGAGAAGACAUCCUCCCCUUCUUCAUUAAAAACACAACGAUCACCCCCAUCACCUACAUGACCAGGGGCAUGAAAAAUGUAAAGCCCUUCCAGAACAAGUACAUAAUCUUCACGCAGAAAAAUCACAUCGUCCUAUUGAAAAUCGUUUUUGCAAAAAGCAAUAGAAAAUUUGCACAAAGCAAGAACGGACUGAUGGAGAAAAUCCUGCAGAAUUGUACCUACGACAAGAAGACGCUUCUGUAUCGAACGCAAGAUGGUCGAACAAUAAAUUUGUGCGACUUGUUUAAUGAGCUUCUUCGAAAUCAGUACGUAAUAAAGAAUAGGUCCAGCGGAAAGAAGGGCCUAAGCGAAGUAGAGUAUAUAGAGUUUUUAACCAAUAGUAGGGGCAGAUUGGACGGGGCAGCGACCACCACGACAAACACCCGCGGGAAUAUUCCCAACCGAGGAUCGAAUCCUGAUGGAAGAACGCAAAAUACUCUGUUGGACGUGAAUUCAACACAUGGAGAGUACCUAAACAAGCAGCAGGACCACAUGAUGAAGCAAAAGGAAGAGCAGUACAUGGACCUAUUCAAAAGUUACACUUUCGAGGAAUACUUUACCCAAGCAGAGAAGGAGUUGCUCUACUCCCUCAAGUACGAAAUCGUGGAGCAUCACAGAAAUGAAGAAAACUUUGAAAAUAUAAACGACAUGCAUGUGUAUGAAAAUAAAAUUCUCAUCGUCACAAAAAGUUAUGUUCGCUUGUAUCAAUACGACGAACAGAAAAAUGUCAUGACACUACAAUGCUCUAAUACCUUUUACAAUAUUAAUAAUGUCAUCAUGAAUGAAAAGUACAGAAGGGCAUUAGUCCUACGAGGCAUUUUCCAAAGUGUAAAUAUCGUAUCGAAGAGAUUCCUCUCCAUUUAUUAUGUACUUGGGAAAUCUAUGUACUAUAUUGGCCAUAUAAAAUUACGAAAUAAAAUAAAAUUCAUUUUUGAAAAUAAAUUAAUGCAUAAUGUUAUGGGGAUUAAUAUGAAUGUAAAUCAAAGGGAACACAUGGUAGACAGCAUACGAACGUACCAGAAAUUUUUUUUUAAUUUUUUCCUUGUUGACUCCAAAUGUAAUUUUCUCUCCAUAUAUAGUUCUCCUUUUACAGAAGAGGACAGACAAGGGCAAAAUUACUUCUACGAUCAUAAUCGGGCUUUGCAGAUAUGUCAUGACCUCAUGUUAUUCUUGCAAAUACUUAUCAAUGGAAAGAAGAAUGGCUGCUCAUCUCCCCAUCCAAAUGAUGCAUUUUUGAACAAAAUAAAAUCUGUCCAUUCGAAAAAAAAAAUAAAAAAAAUACAGAGGAAUUAUUUUUACAAUAAUUAUUUUAUCAAAUCCAAAUACAGAAUAUUCUUAACAAUUUUCGUCAACAGAUUUUUUAUUUACAUGAAUAAAAAAAUUGUGUUUUUGGAAAAUGCCUUUUCACAAAGUUGCACAGAUGAUUUGUUGUUUGAAUUAAAGCUACGUGUUUAUAACAGAAUUUUAAAACUGAGUUCGUACGAUUUUUCUGAUAAAAAAAGUGCCAUCCAAUUGCUAAACGAAAUGUAUGACAUGAGGGCAAAUAAAAAUGCCCCUUACUUUUCUCUUCAAACGCGUCUUCAGGAUUAUGGAGAAAUUAUGAGCAGUGAACUUUACCACAUGAAGGUGUACCGUUCUGCUUCUUCUUCCUGCCUCAAUUCAAAUCAGCCUGUACAAAAUUAUCGCCCAUACGCCCAUAUAAAAAGCCACGCGCAAGAACACUCUCUCGAAAGAAACAUUGCAAAAAAAAUUGAAGAAAUGAAUAAGUACAGAUUUGAUCCAAUAACAGACUACAACGGGGUUGUAAAAAACAACAUCAGAGACAACUGCUACUACGAUGUAGAUUUUUAUCACUUCCUCGAUUGUAUCCACAAUAUGGACCAAGGUACUUUGUACAAAAAGACCCAAAUUGCAGAAUAUAAAAAACAUUUGAAAAACAGCUUUGCAGACAAUUCGCUCUUUCAAAUUUAUUUCAACUUCCUCACGUACAUGUCCAAUAACCCCAACAUGUUUCAUCACAUGAAGAAAUAUUUGCAUUUCCAUCCCUACUCUACCAAGUUGUUAAAAAACAGGACGUAUUACUUUAACAUGGAUUUGCUCAAUGUCAUUUUUACCUUUGACAACGAAGCUUUGGGUGAACUUAAAAGUGUCCUCACCUUAUUCCCUACUUCUCCCUCCCUCGAUGAGGUGUUCACUGCAGUCUCUCUGAUGCACAUGCCACUUGGCGGAUCAUAA
This is a messenger RNA of Plasmodium fragile, 11394 nucleotides long. RefSeq lists its product as uncharacterized. Bases 1 to 11394 code for a protein of 3797 amino acids. The transcript has 3 exons. NCBI's taxonomy places the organism in Eukaryota, Apicomplexa, Aconoidasida, Haemosporida, Plasmodiidae. The record is from RefSeq and is a predicted model, not a curated record.